AUGGAAAUAUUUAGCCAAAAAGAUUACUACCCGACUCCAUCCUCAAAUGUUAUUAGCUAUGACAGUGAUUGCAUAUCUAAACCGGUGAAUAGUGCAGACCUGCCCGCAUUAAUUGUGCACCUUUCUUCCCCUUUGGAAGGUGUAGACUACAACGCAUCCGCAGAUUUCUUCCUUAUUUAUAGGAAUUUCAUAACGCCUCAAGACUUACAUGAUUUACUCAUCUAUAGGUUUCGAUGGUGCAUUAGAGAGAUCACCACAAAUGCUGCAAAGGCCAAGAGAAGGCGACUCGGUGAAGUGGCAUUGGUGAGGACAUUUGUAUUGUUGAGACAUUCCAUACUGAAUUACUUUGUCCAAGAUUUUUUACCAAACAUAACAUUGAGGCUUAGGUUGAUCGAGUUUUUGAACGACAAACAUAUUGAACAGUACCCCAAAAUAAUUUCUAGCUGUUUAAUUAACCUGAAGAAAAACUGGGUACACUGCUCUAAGCUGGUUUGGGAGAAUAUUGAACUCAAUGAACCUGAUAAAUUAGACUUCGAUGCAUGGCUGCAUUACUCGUUAAAAGAUUUCACGCAACUGGGAAGCCUACACAAAAGAGGAAGUCGACUAAGCAUUUACGCCAGGCAAAGCUUUGCCAGUCCUGAUUUUCGUAAUCAAAGCGUUUUAUCAUUAUAUAAAACUUCUGAUGUAUUUAGACUGCCGGAGAAGCUACAGUCUUCAAAUCCUUCCAAGAGCCAGAGAAGUCCCUCUAUGCUUUUAUUUCCGGAUAACACAUCAAAUGUAUAUUCAAAGCACCGGAUAGUGAAAGAGCCCUCAGUUGAUACUGAAAGCGAAGAAGUGCCAGAUAGCAAACAAAAGAUAAGCCACUUAUCCAAGGUCACCCUAGUAUCCACAUUAAUGAAAGGCGUGGACUACCCGUCAUCAUAUGCAGUAGAUAAAAUAAUGCCUCCCACACCGGCUAAAAAAGUUGAAUUUAUCCUGAAUUCUUUAUACAUGCCUGAAGACUUAAAUGAACAAAGUGGAACAUUACAAGGUACAUCAACAACAUCUUCUUUAGAUAAUAACAGCAACAGUAAUAGUAGAUCUAACACAUCUUCAAUGUCUGUAUUACACCGUAGUGCUAUAGGUCUUUUAGCUAAGUGGAUGAAAAACCAUAAUCGCCAUGAUAGCAGCAAUGAUAAAAAAUUUAUGGGCGCUAUGAAACCAGUAAACCAAAAACCUGAAAUGGAUGCGUUUGUUAAAUACGUUGUAUCAAUAUCAUCACUCAAUAGAAAAUCUUCCAAGGAAGAAGAAGAUGAGUUCCUUAAUCCAGAUUCUUCAAAAUUUGACAUCCUAAGUGCAAGAACCAUAGAUGAAGUAGAGUCCCUCCUACAUUUACAAAACCAGUUAAUAGAAAAGGUUCAAACACAUUCAAAUGGUAACAGAGAUCACAUAGUAGAUGUUGAUUGUGAACGCCGAGAACACAUACUUGAUAUAAAACUUUUACAGCGAAAUAACUUUAAACCAAGUAACGAUAAUUUUAGCGCUAUGGACAAUUUAGACUUAUACCAAACCGUAAGUUCAAUUGCUCAGUCCGUCAUCUCUUUGACUAAUACUUUAAACAAGCAACUGCAGAGCAAUGAAUCGAACAUGCUGCCGUCGCCUUCGUGUGAUGCAUUGCAACGAAGAAAAGUAAAAAGUCUUACAACAGCAUACUACAAUAAAAUGCAUGGUAGUUACUCAACAGAAAGUAUGAGACUCUUCGAUAAAGACGCUAAUUCCUCACGUACAGACGAGAAUGGACCUCAAAGGCUGUUAUUCCAUGAAACAGAUAAAACCAACUCAGAAAUGAUCCCAAGUAUCACACCGAGAAGGAAAAAUCAUUCUCAAUCUCAAAGAAGUAUGACUUCUUCGCCUUUGAAAAAUGUUUUACCUGAUCUUAAAGAAUUGUCGCCCUUAAAUGAUAAUAGGGAAGACACAGAAUCAAUAACAUACUCGUAUGAUUCCGAAUUGUCAUCCACUUCCCCACCCACGGAUGCUUUAACGAAAAAGUCAAGUAACAUCAGAAAAAUCAUAAAUCAUACGGAUAGUCCAGCUCUAAAAACCAAAACUGGGUUUCUAAAUCUUAGAGAGUUUACAUUUGAAGAUACCAAGUCUUUAGAUGAAAAAGAGAAAGUUUCUGAAGAGGACAAGAAUAAUAUGGGCGAACUUGAAGAAAAUUGCGAUAACGAAGAAAACCAUGAAUUACAAUAUAACAGCACAAAAAAGCUGGAUAGCUUUGUCGAUGCGUCAUCAGAAGCUAAUAAUUGUGAUGUAACUGCAGCAAAAGAACAUUCACCUUGCAACCGCAAGGUCAAACAAGCAGUUGUGAGACCUGCUAGUGGAAGAAUCAGCAUUUCGAGAGUCCAAAGCAUAGCCAUAACGCCGACCAAAGAGUUAUCUAUCAUAAAUCCCGAGCAUAACGAAUCGAAUUCAGUCAUAGAGGAGAUAAGUGAAAUAGAACCUCUCAAUUUGGAAUGUAAUAAAAAAAGCACCUUGUAUUCUGACACUUCAUCCACCGUUAUCAGUAUCUCGACGAGCAAGCUUUUUGAAUCCGCCCAGAAUAGCCCUAUAAAACAAAUUCAAAGUCCGCAGAGAGAAUUGCCCGGUGUGACCAUAGUGAGUGAAUCAAAUAGAAUCAGAUUGUCCAUAGCACCCACAAUAGAGUCUGUUGUAAGUGAUUUGAAUUCGAUUACUACUAGUAGUACAGUUGAAACUUUUGAAACAUCUAGGGAUUCACCAGUGCCACAUCAAAGAAUAAUAAAUUUGAGGGAAGAAUAUCAAAGAGGAUACCAAGACAUGAUUUCAAAUACUUCUUCACUGCAUGAGUUGAAAACAAUCGAUUUAAGCGAUUCCAAUAAUGAUAUGGAAAGUCCAAGUGCCCAUGCACAAAGCAACAAGUAUUUUUUUUCACCAGAUGACGGUAGUAUUGAUGUUGCUUCUCCAAUGAAAAACGUUGAGGAGUUGAAAAGUAAAUUUCUGAAGAACGAGAGUGAAAUUAAUAGUAAUGUGUCAGGAAGUGUAUUGACAAUGGAUGAUAUCGACAUCAAUGACGCAUCAAGCGCCCGGAAUACACGAAGAGCGGAUUCCGAGUCAGCUUUUUCAGGCUCCCUAGAUAAGGAAAAUUUAAAUGAAAUUGCUAAUAUGCUAGAUGAUUCAAUUAAUGACGAUCCAAUAACCGUGGCGUUAAUGAAACUGGAAGGUACAUAUAAGAAAAUUCCUGGAAAACCAGAAAACACGAAGAGUAGCGAUGCUAUUAGAUUGAAAACGAGCAAGUUGGCAGAUGAAGUGGAAAUGCUGAACAUCAACAAUUUGCCGUCAUUCCAAAAUAGCCCCGCAGAAAAAAGAAAAUCAUUAUUAAUAGAAAGAAGGAGACAAACUAUAAUGAACAUUCCAUUUACUCCUGACCAAUCUGAGAAAGAAGGCUUUGCUUCUUCUUCACCUGAAAAGACAGACGUUUCUAGUAAUGUUGAUGUUGCUAUUCAAGCGGCACAAAUCCAGGAAUUGAUCGGUCAAUAUAAAAUUCACGAUUCAAGAUUAAUGAUCUCUAAUAAUGAAAAUCACAUCCCAUUCAUACUAAUGUACGAUUCCCUCUCUGUAGCGCAACAAAUGACCUUGAUAGAGAAGGAGAUUUUGGGGGAAAUAGAUUGGAAAGAUUUAUUAGACUUAAAAAUGAAGCAUGAAGGCCCACAAGUUAUAAGUUGGUUGCAACUAUUAGUGAGGAAUGAGACCUUAUCCGGUAUUGAUUUAGCUAUAUCGAGGUUUAACUUAACUGUGGAUUGGAUUAUAUCAGAAAUACUUCUUACCAAGAGCUGCAAAAUGAAAAGAAAUGUCAUUCAAAGGUUUAUACACGUCGCAGACCACUGUAAGAAAUUUCAGAACUUUAAUACAUUAAUGGAAAUCAUCCUAGCAUUAAAUUCUUCGGUUGUCCAAAAAUUUACUGACGCAUGGCGUCUGAUUGAACCAGGCGACCUGCUAACUUGGGAAGAACUAAAGAAAAUUCCCUCACUAGACAGGAAUUAUUCUACAAUAAGAAAUUUACUUAACUCGGUAAAUCCACUAGUGGGUUGCGUCCCCUUCAUCGUCGUGUAUCUUUCGGACCUAUCAGCAAACGCAGAGAAGAAGGACUGGAUCCUAGAGGAUAAAGUGGUGAAUUACAAUAAGUUUGAUACGAACGUUCAAAUAGUGAAGAAUUUCAUUCAAAGGGUUCAAUGGUCCAAGUUUUACGCUUUUAAAGUUAACCACGAAUUGCUCAGUAAAUGUGUCUAUAUCAGCACAUUAACACAAGAAGAGAUUAAUGAACUAUCUACUUGA
This is a messenger RNA of Saccharomyces paradoxus, 4329 nucleotides long. RefSeq names its product mitotic regulator LTE1 (gene LTE1). NCBI's taxonomy places the organism in Eukaryota, Fungi, Ascomycota, Saccharomycetes, Saccharomycetales, Saccharomycetaceae. Gene Ontology annotation, molecular function: guanyl-nucleotide exchange factor activity. The transcript has a single exon. Gene Ontology annotation, cellular component: plasma membrane. The coding region runs from base 1 to 4329 and encodes 1442 amino acids. Gene Ontology annotation, biological process: Ras protein signal transduction; positive regulation of GTPase activity. The record is from RefSeq and is a predicted model, not a curated record.